This is a messenger RNA of Hyaloscypha bicolor E, 1572 nucleotides long. RefSeq lists its product as uncharacterized. The record is from RefSeq and is a predicted model, not a curated record. Bases 1 to 1572 code for a protein of 523 amino acids. The transcript has a single exon. Lineage: Eukaryota; Fungi; Ascomycota; Leotiomycetes; Helotiales; Hyaloscyphaceae.
AUGGCGGAAUUUACCCAAACCACGACUAUUGAUGACGUCUUGAUGUGGGAGAAAUUGGGCUGCGUUCCUUACGGCAUUGACGUUCAGACGUGGAAGGACAACGAUGCGAACAAGACUCCCCCAACUUGCGAAGAGGAUGAGAAUGGCGAACUUCGGUUUUACAAUGGCGAGACUAGCCGUCCUUGCCGUAACCUCUGUGAAUUCGAGAAGGAACUUCUGAAGGUGUUUUGGUUUCAGCAUGCGCCGCAUCUCCCUAUCCCUUCCUUUAAGGACCUCGAGAUCUGGCGUCAAACACUGACCAGUCCCGGCUUGGAUGCCUGGAAUGCUUUUGUCAGUGCUCACCAGACCGCUGCUCAGAAGAAAGAGAGGGAUAAUGCCAUCAAGGCCUGGUUCGAGAUGAUGCACGAUGCUUAUUGGCACAAGGAGAGAAACUGCGCCUGCAGAGCAAGCUACCGCAAUAAGCAAGAUGAACCUUUGGUUGAGCCAACACUGGCUCAAAUUACCAAGUCAACCCAAGAUAUUCACUCUCGAGGUAUGGGUCCGACCAAGGAAGGCAGCAAGAAGAGUGGCAAGAAGGCUGUUGCUGAUAUAACCCCAUCUAAGGAGCGCCAGACUCCCAUGAAGGCUACUGAGAUUUUUGAGGCGGAUACUGAGGAGGAUUUUGCCAAUGAGGCUUUCAACAAUAUCUUUGACCAGGGAGAUCUCCACCUGGAGAAGCGAUACGAGUUAAUGCUCAAGAAAGCUGCAGAAUCGAAUACCUUCGCGAACGAACUGCAAGCUCCCAAGCGCAAAUAUCUCGUACAGAAAGCUCCCAAGAAGUCUCAACCCUUCAAGGAGAUUGUCGAAGACCCUGAAGAGAUGGUUACAAAGAACUCUGAGAACAUUUCCGUCAAGGAAGCUAGCUUUGCUGCCUUGGCUAUUGAGAAGGAAGUUGACGAUGAGGAGAUGAUGGAUGCUCCAACUAAGGAAGCACUACCUGCUCCAAAGCGCAAGUAUCUCGCAAAAAAGGCUCCCAAGAAGUCCGAGCCUUUCAGAGAGACUGCUGAGGAGCCUGACGAAAUGGUUACAGUUGAGCAAGUUCCCAACAGGGAGUUCAUCCUUCCCGGUUUUGCUGUUUAUCAAGGCAACGAUGAUGAAGAGAUGAUGGGUGCUCCAGUCAAGGAGGCAAAAACGCCGGCACGCAAGACUCCCAAGAAGAAUGCGGCUUCUGAGAAGAAGACCAAGACUUCCGGCAUAUCUGCUACUACGACUCCUGGCAAGAUGGUUACCAACGACAAACCCAGCAAGAAGCUCAACUUUGCAGGCUUGACCUUCGAGGAGCAAAACGACUACGAGAUGAUAGAUGCUCCAUUCAAGACACCCACCACGCCUUCCAACCGCAUCCGCAAGCCUUCUGCCAAGAAGAUCGCUGCCACCACUACCCCCACUCCGGCUAAGAAGCGCAAGACAACCGCGGAGAAGAAUGCAGAUGAUGUUUGUAAUGGUGACGACGAGACACCUUCAAAAAAGCGCAAGGGAGUAAAGAAGGAGCAUGUCGGGGUCGAAAAGUCUAGCAAUAUCACCCUCCUUUGA